Molecule: messenger RNA, 1531 nt
Organism: Impatiens glandulifera
Lineage: Eukaryota; Viridiplantae; Streptophyta; Magnoliopsida; Ericales; Balsaminaceae
Product: TVP38/TMEM64 family membrane protein slr0305-like
Exons: 7
Coding region: 157-1188 (343 amino acids)
Source: RefSeq, a predicted model, not a curated record
UCAAUUACAUGAUGAAUGAUCAAUGAACUAGUUCAAGAAGAAAGAUCGACAGAGAAGAGAGAAGAGCGGCAAAGCUGUGCGCUUUGCCUAGUGCUAGCUGCUACUCUUAUCUUCUCCCCCGUUCAUUCAUUCAUUCAUCUUCUUAGAAAUUAGAAUAUGCCAACAACCCAAUUGAGCAGGCCACCGUGCCUCUUAUUUCCCCCUCUCCUACCUGCAACUCAAUCUCAUAAACUUCUGAGACCCAACUUCCAUUGCUCUCUCCUCUCCCAUACCACUUUUUCUUCUCCUUCUUUCAUCCUCAACUUCAGAUCCAAACGUUUUCAUUUCCUUAAUCCAUCAUCUUCUUUAAGAGAAACUAAGAAGAGACACCAUACCCCCCUUCAGAAAGCGCCUGAUAAUAAUGCUCCUCAGAUCCGCCGCCGGCCACUCCUGACACUGAACUCCAAAAUUGCUGGUGAUAAAGAGGGUUCCGGCGGCAAUGGACAGACUGCACUUAAAGGUACCCUUUUGGCGGGAUUGUUGCUUGUGGGUUUCGUUGGUAGCUUUGGCACUGUUGGGUAUAUCUACAAGGAUCAGAUAAAUGUCUUCUUGACACAGUUUUCCGAGUUAAUUGAAGGUUACGGGCCAGCUGGAUAUGCUUUGUUUAUUGCAGUUUAUGCUGGACUUGAGAUCCUUGCAUUACCAGCCAUCCCAUUGACAAUGUCAGCUGGUGUUCUAUUUGGUUCUCUUACUGGCACCAUCGUCGUCUCAAUCAGUGGAACAUUGGCUGCAAGUGUGGCCUUCUUGAUUGCGAGAUACUUUGCUCGUGAACGGAUACUUAAAUUGGUGGAAGGAAACAAGAUAUUUCUUGCAAUUGACAAAGCUAUUGGAGAAAAUGGUUUUAGAGUUGUGACACUCCUCCGUUUGAGCCCUUUACUUCCAUUUUCUCUGGGAAAUUAUCUGUAUGGACUGACAUCCGUGAAUUUCAUUCCAUAUAUCUUGGGGAGUUGGCUGGGGAUGCUUCCGGGAACAUGGGCUUAUGUUAGUGCUGGUGCAAUUGGACGGGCAAUCAUUCAAGAAGAAUCUGGUGCGAGUACGCUUGGAGGAAAUGGUCAACUGUUGACACUCGGACUAGGAUUAUUGGCAACUGCAAUUGCUGCAACUUACGUAACAAGGCUAGCAAAGGAUGCUCUUAAGGAUAUCGAGUAGAGAAUAAUGCGUGUUGCUGUCUAAGAAAGUAUACAAAAACCUUUCUUGAUUUGACUGUUAAGAGGUGCAUAUUUGAGCCUUUCGUUUAGAGGAAAAUGGAUAGGAUUUGUGACAGCUCAAGUCUCUCUAUGUAAUUAGGAGCUCCAGGUAAAAAUUGGAUGCUGAAAAUAUAAAAGCUUUAACUUGCUUGCACAAUGCAUUUAUAGUAUCGAAUAAACUAAGGGUCAAUUGCAUAUCAUAACCAUAUAUACAUUGAUCAUUUGACUUUUCUUUUAUAAGAUUAUUAUAUAAUCUAUGUAUGAACAAUAAAUACUUUUAAAUAAAUUAUUAUAUUGCAAUAACA